AAACAUGAAUUUCUCCACUUUCCUUUUUCUUCUUUUCCUCUCCGUCGCCGGCGCCGGAGCCAGCCGGGAACCAUUUGCUUGCAACCCAACCGAUCCGGCCACAAAGGGGUUCAAAUUUUGCCGGAGUUCGAUCCCCAUUCCGGAUAGAGUAAAGGAUCUAAUCGGGCGGCUGACAUUGCAGGAAAAAGUGAAACUACUUGUGAACAAGGCGGCCGCCGUUCCUCGGCUUGGGAUAAGAGGUUACGAAUGGUGGUCGGAAGCCCUCCACGGGGUCUCGAAUGUGGGUCCAGGCACUAAAUUUGGAGGCCAAUAUCCAGGAGCCACUAGCUUUCCUCAGGUUAUCACCACCGCCGCCUCUUUCAACGCCACCCUUUGGGAGGACAUCGGACGGGUAGUGUCCGAUGAAGCUAGGGCAAUGUACAAUGGAGGGAUGGCAGGACUAACAUUUUGGAGUCCAAAUAUCAACAUUUUUCGUGACCCGAGAUGGGGACGAGGCCAAGAAACGCCAGGGGAGGAUCCGGUUGUGGCUGGUCGAUAUGCCUCUAGUUAUGUUAGAGGCCUACAGGGCUCGGACGAAAACCGCCUCAAGGUGGCGGCUUGUUGUAAACAUUAUACUGCCUAUGACCUCGAUAAUUGGAGUGGAGUUGAUCGUUUUCACUUUAAUGCCAAGGUGAGCAAACAAGACAUUGUAGAUACAUUCGAUGUUCCGUUUAGAGAGUGUGUCAUGCAAGGAAAGGUGGCGAGCGUUAUGUGUUCUUAUAAUCAAGUCAACGGUGUCCCGACUUGUGCUGAUCCGAAGCUCCUUCGUGGCACUAUUCGUGGUAGUUGGCAUCUCAACGGUUACAUUGUUUCGGACUGUGAUUCGGUUGGUGUUUUCUAUGAGAACCAACAUUACACUUCCACACCAGAAGAAGCAGCUGCGGCCGCCAUUAAAGCAGGUUUGGACCUAGAUUGUGGACCAUUCCUAGCCAUACACACAGAAGAAGCAAUAAACAAAGGAAUUCUACAAGAUACAGACAUCAACAACGCCUUAUUCAACACAAUUACAGUUCAAAUGAGACUAGGAAUGUUCAAUACAGAUGAAACAGAUCAAUUCUAUUACACCCGUUUAACUUCAAAAGACGUUUGCACUCCAUCUAACCAAGAUCUCGCCCUUCAAGCAGCUCGUCAAGGAAUCGUCCUCUUAAAAAACAGAGGCAAACCCGGAUCAACCCUUCCUUUGUCUCAUCGCCGCCACCGCACGGUGGCUGUUAUAGGCCCCAACGCCGAUGCUACCCUGACAAUGAUCGGAAACUACGCCGGGUUGGCUUGCGGAUAUACUAGUCCGUUAAGAGGAAUUGAAAGAUAUGCUAGAGUUGUUUAUCGAGAAGGUUGUUCUGGCGGGGUUAGUUGUGUUGACGAUUCGUUAUUUGAUGGUGCGGUUGAGGCUGCCCGUGAGGCUGAUGCGACUGUUGUUGUGAUGGGUUUGGAUCAGUCUGUUGAGGCUGAGUUUAGAGAUCGGGUUGGGCUUUUACUUCCUGGGAGACAACAGGAGCUUGUGGAGAAAGUAGGUGGAGUUUGUAAAGGGCCUAUGGUUUUGGUCUUGAUGAGUGGAGGACCGAUUGAUGUUUCGUUUGCUGAAGAUGAUCCUCGUGUGAACGCCAUUGUUUGGGCUGGGUAUCCUGGUCAAGCUGGUGGAACUGCCAUUGCUGAUAUUCUUUUUGGUGCUCAUAAUCCUGAGGGGAAGCUACCAAUGACAUGGUACCAUCAAGACUACUUGUCGAAGCUUCCCAUGACAACUAUGGAUAUGAGACCCGACCCGAAGAAAGGUUAUCCGGGCAGGACCUAUCGUUUCUACGAAGGCCCCGUCGUAUAUCCCUUUGGUCAUGGACUCGGAUAUUCAGAUUUCUCCCACACUAUCGUCGAAGCUCCUAGCGUCGUUUCAGUGCCACUUCACGGGCAUAGGGGGAAUAAUUCGACGUAUUUUGUCUCGGGCAAGGCGAUUCGAGUCACGCACGCUAGAUGUGACGGACUUUCCCUCACCAUACGAGUCGAUGUUAGGAACUUAGGGCACCGGGACGGUGCCCAUACGUUGCUGGUAUUCUCAACACCUCCGAGUGGUCGGGGGCAUUGGGCCCCACGUAGACAACUCGUGGCGUUCGAAAAGGUGCAUGUGCCCGGGGGAGGGGAGAGGCGUGUUAACGUAAAUAUACACUUGUGCAAGUAUUUGAGUGUGGUGGAUAGGUCGGGAAUUAGGAGGAUUCCCUUGGGGAAACAUAACCUUCAUGUUGGAAGCAAAAUGCAUGUGGUUUCACUUCAAGCGGAUACCAUAGGGAUUGUUAAAUCAUGAAUUUUAAUAUCUAUAUUAAUCUCCACAAAUGAUUUGAACAUUCUUGAAGUCAAGUUUGAAUGGUUCAUUUGUUUUCUCUUUUCAAGAAAAAUAUGAUUGAAGCUUAUAGAUUUGUAAUGUGUUUGCAUUUUAGUUAUAAAGUCUAUUUAUAGAUUUGAU
This is a messenger RNA of Impatiens glandulifera, 2488 nucleotides long. Its product is annotated as probable beta-D-xylosidase 2. The transcript is spliced from 5 exons. The record is from RefSeq and is a predicted model, not a curated record. Gene Ontology annotation, cellular component: plant-type cell wall. Gene Ontology annotation, biological process: xylan catabolic process; arabinan catabolic process. Lineage: Eukaryota; Viridiplantae; Streptophyta; Magnoliopsida; Ericales; Balsaminaceae. Gene Ontology annotation, molecular function: xylan 1,4-beta-xylosidase activity; alpha-L-arabinofuranosidase activity. Bases 5 to 2329 code for a protein of 774 amino acids.